Molecule: messenger RNA, 3529 nt
Organism: Lytechinus variegatus (green sea urchin)
Lineage: Eukaryota; Metazoa; Echinodermata; Echinoidea; Temnopleuroida; Toxopneustidae
Product: echinoidin-like
Exons: 3
Coding region: 2923-3489 (188 amino acids)
Molecular function (GO): signaling receptor activity
Source: RefSeq, a predicted model, not a curated record
GUUUGUAUAUUUCACAUGAAAAAUGAAUUAAAUGUCAAUUGGAAGAAAAAUGAAAUGUUUCUUUGCAUUAAAUUGGGAGGCUGCGCUCUACAAGCUCCGCUUUAAGCAGCAGACGCCUCCAUUCCCAACCUCUUUAUAAUGAUUUUAAUUAUAGUCAUUGUACAUAGAAAUUUGCUUUUGUGUUUUCUUGUUUUCUUGUUUUAAAUUGCAUAAUCAAAAUGUACAAAACAAAUGCUAAUGUUGGAUUGGAAAUAAACGAAAUGAAAUGAAAUAAAUUGAAUCCAAAUUGUUUGAAAAACGUGUUUUUCUAUAAAUUACAGAACUAUCAGAUAUUUACAAGUAAUAGUAUACUCCCUGGCGUUCAGUUUUGCUUUGGUAAAGAAUAUAUCAAGUUGCAUACCAUAUUGAUGUUUAUUCAUACAGUUUCACACAAAAAAACACCGACAAGUGCCCUGGUAACACAUUUUAACAGGGGGUGCUGGUUUGAAUUUGACAAGCAAAAAAGGGGCUCGAUAGAAAAUAAGGCUGAUUUUAUUUAAUUUCUGCUUAAAUUUUAGCAUAGGCCUACAUACCAGAUUUCCAGGGGUGCUGCCUAUAAAUGAAGCACCCCCAAGCUAAAUCUUGGGGUUGCUUCAGGACCCUCCUCACCUUGCUUCCCAUGCAGUGCCUGCCACUGACAUGAUAUGUAUUUUCUUAGUAUUUUCCAAGGCCUGAAUUCCACACAAAUAAAUCGUUAAAUACUUCCUUCUUUUCAGUAAAUACUGUUACUUUUCAAACAUUUUUUGUUUAUAUUUACUAAGAAUCAUUAUUUCACAUUCCUUUGCACUUUCUCUGGUUUCCGUUUACUCCCAAAUAUGUACUUGUUAUUCCAAUACAUAAUUUUAUGCUUGCCAAAGUAAUUCAAACUAAACGGAAUAGGCCUAUCCGGUAAGUAAGUAAAGUUUACUUGAGUUCGCCAGGAUGAAAAAGAAGUUCGUAUGGCAAAUUACAAACGGGGGACAAAUGCCCCUCUUCAUUUUUAGAAGAACUAAAACUCUAGAAACUAAAGUCGAAAAGAUAUUGAAAUAUUGUAUGAUUAAGACAAUGAAAUACAAAAUAAAAUGUGAGUGAGUGAUAUCACCAAAUCUCUCAUUUUUCAUGAGAAGAAAUUUUGUUGCUUAUAUAACUUUUUGUAUUUCAUAUUGUAUUAACUUUCGUAUUUUACAUCCAAAUUUGAUGAACUUUUCAGUAAAUGUGCUUGUUGGAUUCAUUUUCUUUUUUUAAAUCAACAUUUUGAUAUAGGGUGGGAUUGGCCUUUAAGAACUACCCCUCUAAAGCAACAACAACAGAUUUUAGAUCUUCGUGCAGCCCCGUCAAAUAGAGCAAUAUUUGUGUCAAUCGCCCCCCCCCCCCACCAUGAAUACCCAUCGACACCAAUUACCACCACCGAUUUUAACUCUACCAUUGAAUCGUAAUGUGCUUAACUGAAGCAUUUCGGAGGAAGAGAAGUCAAGAAUUGGAACACGUAUAUACGCAUAUCCGAUUUUAUUAAUAUUUGCUCCGAGAGGGCAGGUGUUUCAUUGAAAAUGACUUUCAAAUGUUCCAAGAAUGAUUUCUUGGAAUCAUGAGAGUAGUAACCAUCAAAAACCCCUGACAAUAAAGUCUAUGGGAGAGAGUUAUUAUAAAUUUAGCUAAAAAUUCGAUUCGAAUUCAGAAGCUGAUGGGUUUCGGCAAAACAUAAAUCGUUGUAAAGGAUUUGAUACCAGCGGAAAACUGUGAGUGUCACAUGCAUAUUUGAACAGUUUAUAUGUACGGUGAUUGUGUAAAGGGGUAUUCCGGGCUAAAAAAAUAAUUAUCUCAUUAAAUAGAGUAAAAGUUCUCAGAGGAAAAGUCCGAAAAUUUCAUCAUAAUCUGAUGAUAAACAACAAAGUUAUUAAAUUCUAAAAUUAAGUAAUACUUGGUGAAAACAUAUGCACUCCGUUAUGAAUAUUUAUUAGGUGGGCUGAUGAUGUCAUUUCCCCACUUUCCUUUUUCUUUAUGUUAUUACAUGAAAUCGUUUUUUUUUUUCAUGCAUGUUUGUAUGGUAUGCCUCACUUUUUAUGCAUCAAAUCAGUUGUCAGCCUAUUUUUUUUUCAUUCUCGGUUGGCAAAAGUUGAAAAAAAUUUAUCAUUUCAUAUGAUAGAAUCAAAAGAGUAAGCGGAGACAUGACAUCAUCAGCUUGCUUAGUGAAUAUUCGUGAAUACAUGCAUAGAACUGCAUGUUUCACCGAAAUAAUGCAAAGAUUUAAAAUGUUAUAACUUUGCUAUUCUUUGUCCGAUUUUGAUGAAAUUUUCAGUAUUUUGUUUUGCUUGAUUUUUCUUUAUCUGCUCAUUCCAUUCUCUUAUCAGCCAGCAGUGUACCCCUUUAAUGUUUGGGAUAUAAUUGUAACGUAUACCGAAUCGGUAGGAUUUUAUUGUAUAAAACAAUAGAAUAUUCAACAUUAUUCUGACUUCAUUAUAUAAGAAAGCAUCUUCGCUGUGUGAUUUUUCCCUUUUUAAUCAAAUAUACUUUGAGAGCUUGUAACAAUUGCAAUUCCAUAUGUUCAUGAGGGAAUUAAACCCUGUUUCACAUUGUAAAGCGGAAAGAUAAGAAAUCUCGUAUUAAAUGUAAUAAACUACAAACUAAAUAGUGAGUGUAUGGAGCCAUCAGUUUCUUCGUUUGAAUACAGACUAGUGUGUGCUGAUAAAUGUUUUGUGAAAAUAAGCAAAACGUAAAAUAUCACUUCUUUUUCCACAAUCCUAUUUUCCUGAAAUUUUUCAUCUUUAUCAUUAUUUGAUUUUUCAGUCUUUACCCAAAUUUCUUUUUUUUUGGGGGGGGGGCUGGGGUAGACUUUCUUUUAAUGAAGGUUUUCUGACUUUUGUUCUUUCUUUGGAACCAGACACAGUGCAUCGUCUGUUGGUUAUAAUGGCGCUUCGCAGUAGGACCCUUGUGUUCCUAGCAGCAUCGGCUAUCACCCUCCUUGCCUGUCCCACCGGGGCGCUGGCCGGAUGCUGUUGCCCUACAUUUUGGACUGCCUUCGAUCAUCAUUGUUACAGGUUGUUUAGCCAGAAUUUGACUUGGAACGAAGCUGAGCGGUUUUGCCAGUCUUACACCGUACCUUCUCUCAGUGGCGAGGCAACAAGUCCGGACACAAUGGCUCACUUAGUGUCGAUACAUUCACAGGCAGAACAAAACUUCAUCAAUAUUCUCUACGAAUCCUCGCGACGGAAAUCGAGUGACACUAUUGAUAUACGAGGUGGACUUUGGUUUGGACUGCACGAUCAGUUCAUGGAAGGUGAUUUUAAGUGGUCAGAUGGAUCGCCUUUCGAUUACAAUGCCUGGGCACCAGGACAACCCGACUUCCACACAAGGGAUGAAAACUGCGGUGUCAUCCGAUCUGACUUCAACUCCGGGCUAUGGCGAGAUGGGCCGUGUGUCCAGUCACCGUCGAUGACGAUUCAUUACUUCAUAUGUAAACUACCGAUGUGGUAGAAUAAUGAGGAUGAUAAUAAUAAUAACAAUAAUGAUAAUA